Agelaius phoeniceus (red-winged blackbird) is the source of this 2822-nucleotide messenger RNA. RefSeq names its product ring finger protein 114 (gene RNF114). Lineage: Eukaryota; Metazoa; Chordata; Aves; Passeriformes; Icteridae. Gene Ontology annotation, molecular function: ubiquitin protein ligase activity. The record is from RefSeq and is a predicted model, not a curated record. Gene Ontology annotation, biological process: protein polyubiquitination; ubiquitin-dependent protein catabolic process.
GGCAGCUGCCCGGGGAUGGUGGCCCCGCCCGCCCGCUGCGCCCCGCCCACAGCCCUGCCGCGCCCACAUCGCUCGGUCACGCCCCCAGCGCAGGGCGCGGGGAGGGGCCGGGAGGGCCGCGCGUGCGCAGGGCCGCCCCCUGGCGGCGCGGAGGAAGAUGGCGGCGGGCGGGCCGUCGCGGGCCCCGGAGCGGCGGCCGGACCCGCUGUCCCGCCUCACCUGCCCCGUGUGCCUCGAGGUGUUCGACUGCCCGAAGCCGAGGGCACAGAGCUCUGUCCAACAGCAAACAAUUCUGGGUGUGACAGCCUGGGAUCUUUCAUGCCCAGCUUCUGCACACCGUGCCUGCAGGAGUGCCUGAAGCCCAAGAAGCCAGUGUGUGGGGUGUGCCGCAGCACCCUGUCACCCGGGAGCAGGGCUCUGGACUUGGAAAAGCAAAUUGAAACGACAGAAACCACUUGCAACGGCUGCAAUAAAAAAAUGUUCCUGUCCAAGAUGCGCAGCCACGCCGCCUCCUGCUCCAAGUACCAGAACUACAUCAUGGAAGGUGUCAAAGCUGUUACUAAAGAGCCCCUCCACAGCACCAGGAGCUUCCCAAAUCGCUUCACCUUCCCGUGCCCGUACUGCAGCGAGAAGAACUUUGAUCAAGAAGGGCUGGUUGAACACUGCAAAGCUUUGCACAGCAUGGAUGCAAAACAAGUGGUGUGCCCAAUUUGUGCCUCAAUGCCGUGGGGGGACCCCAACUACAGGAGUGCAAACUUCAUGGAGCACCUGCAGAGACGCCAUCGCUUUUCCUACGACACCUUUGUGGAUUAUGAUGCUGAUGAGGAUGAUAUGAUGGCGCAGGUUUUGAUGCGCUCUCUGCGGGAUAAGUGAUCUAGCCAGAGGAUUUACUGCAAACCCAAGCUUCCACGAGGGGGAAAUGCCCAGCACCCUUGCACUUCUCCCUGCACAUCCCAAGAUUAACUCAGGCAUCCAGAAGUACAGAAGACUUUAAUCCUAUCUCAGUUUUGAAUCCUGGUUUGAUAUUUCUGUGCCAUUCAGUCUUUUGGUAUCAUGGUCUCUGACAUUCAGCCCUGCCAGCUCCAUUUUUCUACUUGCUUAGACUCAGUUUCAUUGUAGAUCAACACGUGAGAACCAAGGCUUUUUCUUUACCUAUGCCUAUAGGUUUCUUUGGAGGUCGUGUUUAUUUGACUGUCUAAAAUCAAAAACAUUCCAAAUGGAAUGGCCUGAACUAGUUAAUGAAUAUCCUCCUAAUCUCAUUUACAUAUCUCAAGUGAUUGUAUGUGAGGUGUACUGGUAGCUCUGUUCCCCUUUAGUGAGACUUCAGGUGCUAACUGUAACUGUCAGACCAGCUCUCAUUUAAGUGACCUCUGAUGCCUGUGAUUCCAUAAUGUCUCCCAGUGUUUCAAUCCUUACAGGCAGCCUCCCAACUGUAGGGAAAACAUAUCCUCAGUAUGAGUGUUCAAACUGCAAACUUUUCCUAGGAAAUCUUUGCACUGUGUAAAAACUAGUUCAAAAUACUUCAGUUCUAUGCAUGAUGAUUACUUUCCUCCAUACUCUUACUAUAAUUUCUAGCCUGGAAAAUGAUCUUUAGUGUUGGUCUUAGUUAAAAUGCAUAAGUUUUUUAACUAUCUUAGCAAAUAUUAAUCAAAAUUGCUGGCUUUAUGAUUAAAUUGGUGGGUUUGAAACUGGUGGCAAAUAUUAAUCAAAAUCACUGGCUUUAUGAUUAAAUUGGUGGCUUUGAAACUGGUUUCCUAGUAAUUCUAAGCCUUAUGCUGAUAGGGGAAUUCAGAAGGAUUUUUUCAAUACCUCGGCUUUCUAUUUAAACUAAAAUUUUCAUCUAUGUUCUUGGGUUUUCCAUCUCUCAAGGCAAGCUGGUGGGAAAAUUACAAGUAAUUCAUAGCGUUGGCAUAGCACUUCCUUUCUGCAUCACAGAUUUUAUCAGGUAUUUUGAAUUCCUGUUCUUCAUUGAAAUGUUCCUGAAGUGGCUGAAGCUGUACUUGGAUUGUUUGCCAUCGGGCAGUGUGUGUGUAGAGCCAGGUGUAGCUUCCAAGGAAAAGUAAAAUACAGCCCUGAAAGCAGGACAGUUCCAGCCCCUAGUCAGUGGAUACUCUAUGUUCAAGCCUACACUUUUACCAUGGAGAUUCCUUAAUUUUAGUGUGAUGCUUUCAAGAAGUUCAUAGUGGAGCUGCUGAGAUCUAAGGCACCUGACCAGAACCUGUAAAUCAGUGUUGAGAUGUCAAAUGCAAGUGUUGUAAUUGGAGCAGUGGGCCUGCACCACCCCAGAACUGAGUAUUAAUUAAUUGUUUGAGCAGUAAGCUCCUCCCAUUGUGCUCUGCAGACAGCAGCACAGCCUUACCCUGAAAAUAAUGAAACACACUGCAGCUAAAACCUCAUGGUUCAGCCUUGUGUGCAGGCACCUCUGCUGCCCUUGGGGUUUGUGUUUCUGUGCCCUGGUAGGAGCUGUUACACUCCCAGCCUGAGCUGGGGUGGGCACUGGGAGCCCAGUGCUGGGGGCUGGGAGGUGUGGAUCCCCCUGGCUGUGUGGGGAGGGAGCUGUGCUUGGGGUGGUUAUUGCAGUGCUUGGCCUGCAGAGAGCUGAAGGGCUCAUGGGCUUGGAUGGGGAUCUCUGGGCUCUGGUCACAGUGCAGUUUGGUGAUGCCCAUUGCCAGGAAUCCAGAUUCCUGCUGCUGUUCUAAGUGCACUUCCAUGCAACUCUGAUAAAAUGUUUAAGGAGCAAUUAGAAGCUUCCAAGCAAUUAAUUUGUCAUGUUUUUGACUUUUGAAGUUACAAAUAAAGGCCAUUUAAUUUAUAAAAUCCUA